Messenger RNA from Clupea harengus (Atlantic herring), 536 nucleotides. It is a transcript of the gene rplp1, whose product is annotated as ribosomal protein lateral stalk subunit P1. Gene Ontology annotation, cellular component: ribosome; cytosolic large ribosomal subunit. Gene Ontology annotation, molecular function: structural constituent of ribosome; protein kinase activator activity; ribonucleoprotein complex binding. The record is from RefSeq and is a predicted model, not a curated record. Gene Ontology annotation, biological process: cytoplasmic translation; translational elongation. NCBI's taxonomy places the organism in Eukaryota, Metazoa, Chordata, Actinopteri, Clupeiformes, Clupeidae.
CGCCUUCUCGCAGUCCCUUUCCGCCCUUAACGUGGUUGAUAUCGGACGUGCCUAAAGUGCUCGGUUCUUCUUUUGAAGCUAAGGCCAACAAUCCGGCGACUAGCACCUUGUAAUUUAGGCAUCGGUGUCUGAAAACAUCCUAUAACUGAAGUAAAAUGGCAUCCGUUUCAGAGCUCGCUUGUAUUUAUGGUGCUCUCAUCCUCCACGAUGAUGAAGUUGCCAUCACAGAGGAUAAGCUGAACGCCCUCAUCAAGGCAGCUGGGGUCACCAUCGAGCCCUUCUGGCCCGGUCUUUUCGCAAAGGCCCUGUCCAGCGUGGACAUCGGCAGCCUCAUCUGCAACGUCGGCGCUGGUGGCGGUGCUGCCCCAGCUGCUGCAGGAGCUGCUGCUGGAGGAGCUGCCCCAGCUGCUGCUGCCCCAGUCGAGGAGGAGAAGAAGGAAGAGUCGGAGGCAGAGGGAUCCGAUGACGACAUGGGCUUCGGUCUCUUUGACUAAAAUCUCUCCUUUUUUUUAAUAAAAAGAAAAACUCCUUCUGAA